GGGAAUUCAUUCACCCGAAAUCUAAACACGAGUUACCAUAGUUACCAGCAUGGGUAUCUUCACGUACCUGGCUCUGACGGUUUCCAUGGCAACGAUGUACGCCGGCGGCGCCUUCACCAACGACUGGGACAAGCCGUUCGACUACAGGUGCCCCCUGAGUCAGACCAUCAGCUACAUCUACAGUGAGCACAACAACUUCUUCGAGGACCGGAAGUGGGAGUUUUAUUGCCGCUCUGUGGGUGAGACAGCAGAUUGUGAGCAAAGUGGCUAUGUAAACCAGUUUGACCAGCUGCUACACUAUGUGUGUCCACGUGACAAGUUCAUCACUGGCAUCGCGAGUUACCAUGACAACCACUACGAAGACCGCAGGUUCCAAUUCCAGUGCUGCAGGGCCACCGGCAGAAACCUGACCGGAUGUUUCAUGACAGGUGACGCGAACACCUGGGACCAGAAACUGACAUUUAUGGUCCCCGUGGGUAUGGUGAUAAACGGCGCCUACAGCACACACAACAAUUAUUACGAGGACAGGAUAUGGAGGUUCCAGAUUUGCUACGUGUAAAACUUUUUUUUUUUUUUGUAAAUGAAAUAAUGUUUAUUUGGUGUUUUAUAAAGUCAUUCGUGUAAAACUUCAUUAAAACUUUGUUUUAUAUGUAUUUUAAUGGAAUAUUAUCUACUUCGAUCAACUUUUAAGUUUAAUAAUUUGACACUUUUUCUUUCGGUGUGUAUUGUACAAUAUAUUAAACAAUGAAAUGUUAAUCAAAUAUAUAUU
Physella acuta is the source of this 769-nucleotide messenger RNA. Its product is annotated as dermatopontin-like. Gene Ontology annotation, cellular component: extracellular matrix. Lineage: Eukaryota; Metazoa; Mollusca; Gastropoda; Physidae. Gene Ontology annotation, biological process: collagen fibril organization. The record is from RefSeq and is a predicted model, not a curated record.